Messenger RNA from Podarcis lilfordi (Lilford's wall lizard), 18857 nucleotides. Lineage: Eukaryota; Metazoa; Chordata; Lepidosauria; Squamata; Lacertidae. The record is from the annotation of a GenBank genome assembly.
GCUGUCUAGGUUUGUCAUCGCUUUUCUCCCAGGAAGCAGGUGUCUUUUAAUUUCGUGACUGCUGUCACCAUCUGCAGUGAUCACGGAGCCCAACAAAGUAAAAUCUCUCACCGCCUCCAUUUCUUCCCCUUCUGUUUGCCAGGAGGUGAUGGGACCAGUGGCCAUGAUCUCCGUUUUUUUGAUGUUGAGCUUCAGACCAUAAUUUGCGCUCUCCUCUUUCACCCUCAUUAAAAGGUUCUUUAAUUCCUCCUCCCUUUCUGCUAUCAAGGUUGUGUCAUCUGCAUAUCUGAGGUUGUUGAUAUUUCUUCUGGCAAUCUUAAUUCCGGUUUGGGAUUCAUCCAGCCCAGCCUUUCGCAUGACGAAUUCUGCAUACAAGUUAAAUAAGCAGGGAGACAAUAUACAGCCUUGUCCUACUCCUUUCCCGAUUUCGAACCAAUCAGUUGUUCCAUAUCCAGUUCUAACUGCAGCUUCUUGUCCCACAUGGAGAUUUCUAGAGAUUUAACCCCGGCGCAAUUUUUUAUUUUUAUUUUUCGCAUUUCCCGCUUUCCCACGGUCCUUCCGCGCAUCGUCUCCAAGCGCCGCCACGAGAGCGCACCAGAGCCGGAGCGCAGCAGGCAGAGGCCAAAGACUUCCGCGUUUCCUCGUGAUCACGAGGGUUUUAAAAGCUUGGCCGCCUCCUUCCCGGAAGGGAGCGAGGGAGAAGCCGCCUGGCGCCCUGGAGAGCCAUGGAGCGGAGGGUCGGGCGAGCUCUUGUCCGGCCGCGGGUGCUGAUCGUGGGCGCGGGGCUGGCCGGGCUGGGCGCGGCUCAGCGGCUCCUUCGCCGGGGCGGCCGGCAUCUGGGCGGCGUGCGCGUCCUGGAGGCCACGGGCCGAGCCGGGGGCCGCAUCCGCUCCGGGAAGCUCCGUAAGAGGCGGCUGGCCGGCGGGAAGCGGGACCGGGGAGAGCGGGCGGAGGGCGGGCGCAACCCUUCCGCGCAACGCGAGGCGCGCCGGAGCGGACUUUGCGCCCCUUUGCGCUUUUCCCGAGAGAAAACCCGAUCAUAGAACUGGCCAGUUGGAAGGGACCCUGAGGAUCAUCUGGUCCAACCCCCUGCAAUGCAGGAAUAUGCGGCUGGCCCCUAUAGGGAGGGAUCGAACCUGCAACCUUGGUGUUAUCUAACCAACUGAGCGAUGCUGAAACACGUGUCUCUCCACCCUCCUGGCUUCUUGUUGUUGUGUGUUUCCUCAUGAUUACUUUGGAGUGCUCCCCAUCACACACACAGCCUCUAAAAUAAUAUUCUUUGGGGUCAGGGUCAGAUUCCUACCUCCCUGAGUAGCCUAGAAUAUUCACAUAUGUUGGCAUUCAAGAAUGAAAAGGUUUACUUCUCCCAUGGUUGAUUUGAGGAAAGUGGCUGGAGCAGGUGUGUUUCUCAGUUGUUUUUGCUCCCUGCUAGGGUUGCAACUGGUUAAAUAAAUCAACUAAAAUAUUUUCAUCAGUACUGUGAAUUAAGUGGGCAGCAGGGUUUUGGUGUUUUCCCCCCCCUUUCAGCAGGAUCCUGGAUUAUAUUCAUUUGAAAAUGCAAUUCACUAAUCAAGUGAAUCAAACCAUUGCGAUCUAAUCUGCUAAUAUGUACUGAGUCACUGAGAACCCUCUUUCUUAGCCUGAGCAUAGCUGCUGCUCUCAUGCUUUUCUGAUUUCUUCACUUUCCCACCCACUUGUGUUCUUGCAAAACAACAACAAACCCCCCCCCAAAUCCAGCACAGCCUUCAUCCUCUGCAAGUCCUCAUCACCGUUGCCAGAGAAGGCAAGCCAUGGGGGCAAGCCAUGCUUGGUCUCUGUUCUGCAGCCCCAGAAACGUACUUUGGAGAGCAGCAGCAGGGCUGAAAUUUUACACCUAACCUAAGCAAUGUACAGGGACGCAAGCGGGUGGCGCUGUGGGUUAAACCACAGAGCCUAGGACUUGCCGAUCAGAAGGUCGGCGGUUCGAAUCCCUGCGACGGGCUGAGCUCCCGUUGCUCGGUCCCAGCUCCUGCCCACCUAGCAGUUCGAAAGCAUGCCAGUGCAAGUAGAUAAAUAGGUAGCGCUCCGGUGGGAAGGUAAACAGCGUUUCCGUGCGCUGCUCUGGUUCGCCAGAAGCGGCUUAGUCAUGCUGGCCACAUGACCCGGAAGCUGUCUGCAGACAAACACCGGCUCCCUUGGCCAGUAAAGCGAGAUAAGCACCACAACCCCAGAGUCGGCCACAACUGGACCUAAUGGUCAGGGGUCCCUUUACCUUUAAGCAAUGUACACAUUAGUGGCUUGAAAUCCCCGGCCCCCCGGCCCCCUUGCAUUUCAAGUUUGGUGAGGAAGUCGGAUGGAAACUGGUUUGAGGGGUAGAAAAUGCACGAAACACCAGUGUUUCUCAAGAAACUACAGGAUAGCUGCGAAUUGUGCAUAUGGCUUCAAAUACAGGGGGCAAAUCAUAACGUAUACAUAGCCCUAGUUUCAGGUGGUACUGUGUGUUUUCCCAUCUUCUCCCCCUCUACCCAUCUGCUCUCUUGCCUAAAAGCAAAGAUCUGCUUCUUCCAUUAUAGUCUCCAGCAGUUUUGACUGGGGGCGGAUGGAUGCAGGCAACCUGCCUUAGUAGGCAAACUAAGGCCUGGGGGCUGGAUCUGGCCCAAUUGCCUUCUAAAUCUGGCCCGCGGAUGGUCCAGAUCAGCGUGUUUUUACAUGAAUAGAAUGUGUGCUUUUAUUUAAAAUGCAUCUCUGGGUUAUUUGUGGGGCAUAGGAAUUGGUUCAUUUCUCCCCCCAAAAAAUAUAGUCCGGUCCCCCACAAGAUCUGAGGGACAGUGGACUUGCCCCCUGCUGAAAAAGUUUGCUGACCCCUGACCUAGACAAAGGAUCACUCCGGUGUUGCUGAAGGGGAAGAAUUGGCAUGGCCAGAACUCUCCACAACAAACUGCUUCUAGUUUUGGCAACAGUAGCAGUAAAUGAAGCCUGCACAGAAUUUGGUGCUGCUCAGUGCAACCCUAAUAGUAAUAAUAGUAAUAAUAAUAAUUUAUUAUUUAUACCCCACCCAUCUGGCUGGGUUUCCCCAGCCACUCUGGGCAGCUUCCAACAAAAUAUUAAAAUACAAUAGACUAUUAAACAUUGAAAGCUUCCCUAAACAGGGCUGCCUUCAGAUGUCUUCUAAAAGUCUGGUAGUUGUUCUAUUUGACAUCUGGUGGGAGGGCGUUCCAAAGGGUGGGUGCCACUACCGAGAAGGCCCUCUGCCUGGUUCCCUGUAACUUGGCUUCUCGCAGUGAGGGAACCACCAGAAGGCCCUUGGCGCUGGACCUCAGUGUCCGGGCAGAACGAUGGGGGUGGAGACACUCCUUCAGGUUUUAUUUUAGGCAGCAGGCCUCUUUUGCAGGAGAGUGUCUUGGAGAACAGCGAACUCAUUCUCAACGGGGUGUGUGAGAAAGGUGGUGAGGAGCCUCUAGGUUUGCAGAAACACAGAACAAAUUAGAAAACUAAUAAUAAUAAUUCUAUUAUUUAUACCCCUCCCAUUUGGCUGGGUUUCCCCAGCCACACUGGCCAGAUUAAAGCAUAUACAGUGGUACCUUGGUUCUUGAACUCAAUCCGUUCUGGAAGUCCAUUUGACUUCCAACACAUUCAAAAACCAAGGCUGGUUGGUCCCGGAAACAAUGCCGACAGCCGAAACGGACGUUCAACUUUCAAAAAACGUUCACAAACUGGAAUACUUACCUCUGGGUCUGUGGUGUUCUGGAGCCGAUUUGUUCGUAGACUGAGCCGUUUUGGAACCAAGGUACCACUGUAUAAAACAUAUAAGGUGAGGACACAAAAACUGUCCAGUCGAGAUGUGAGCAUGUUGUGGGGAGAAGGGGAGGCACUAAAGGAGGAACAGAGUGGAGCUUUUUGGAAGAGGACAUGGCUGGCUGAAACCCUGAGCAUUUUGCCGUUUGCAAAUUUACAAACACUCCUGCUGAGGUUUUUCCAAAAGUCUGAAGGCUCCAAGCAUCUGAGAACUGUGGUUUCCCUCCUUGUGUGAUAGCUGGAAUAAGCAGGCCUUAAAAGAUUAGUCUCUUUGAGGCUUGAUGCUGUGGAAACAUUGGAAGGCUGAUUCUUUCCCUCCUUCCUUCUAGGAGGUAAGGUGAUUGAAAUAGGUGCCCAUUGGAUUCACGGGCCCUCCAAGGAGAACCCUGUCUUCCAGCUGGCAUCGGAGCAUGGACUCCUGGAUGAGGCCGCCAUGUCUGAGGAAAACCAGCAGGUGGAAAUCGGGGGCCACCCCUUGGGGCCUUCGGCCUGCUUCUCCAGUCGGGGCCAGUUGCUAAGUCCUGACAUCCUUGACUCCAUGGGGUUGCUCUUCUUCGCUCUCUUGGAAGAAGCGCGCGAGUUCGUGCAUGCGGCCAAAGUGCCUGUGCCCAGCGUGGGCGAGUACCUGAAAGAGGCGAUCGCUCGGAAGGUGAGAGAAUGGUCAGAUGAUGAGGAGACCAAGCGGCUGAAGCUGGCCGUCCUCAACUUAUUCUUCAAGCUGGAAUGCUGCGUGAGUGGGACUCACAGCUUGGACCUGGUGGCUUUGGGGCCCUUCGGGGAGUACACCAUGCUUCCUGGCUUGGACUGCACGUUUCCCAAGUGAGUGGUUGCCCGCUUAAAGGUAAAGGGACCCCUGACCAUUAGGUCGAGUCGUGACCGACUCGGGGGUUGCGGCGCUCAUCUCACUUUAUUGGCCGAGGGAGCCGGCAUACAGCUUCCGGGUCAUGUGGCCAGCAUGACUAAGCCGCUUCUGGCGAACCAGAGCAGUGCACGGAAACGCCGUUUACCUUCCCGCUGGAGCGGUACCUAUUUAUCUACUUGCACUUUGACGUGCUUUUGAACUGCUAGGUUGACAGGAGCUGGGACCGAGCAACGGGAGCUCACCCCAUCAUGGGGAUUCAAACCGCCAACCUUCUGAUCGGCAAGUCCUAGGCUCUGUGGUUUCACCCACAGCGCCACCCGCGCUUGGCUCUCAUUAAACAAUAGGUUGGCUUCUAUGGUUCCCUUGGGGAUGGGCUGAUCGGACAUCCCGGCUGUGGCUUGAUUUUGCAAGUGGGACAUGGGUGGCGCUGUGGUCUAAACCGCUGAGCCUCUUGGGCAGGGGUAGGCAAGCUAAGGCCCGGGGGCCGCAUGCGGCCCAAUCACCUUCUCAAUCCGGCCCAUGGACGUGUUUUUAUAUGCGUAGAAUGUGUGCUUUUAUUUAAAAUGCAUCUCUGGGUUAUUUGUGGGGCAUAGGAAUUCGUUCAUUUCCCCCCCAAAAUAUAGUCCAGCCCACCACAUGGUCUGUGGGAUGGUGGACCGGCCCACGGCUGAAAAAGGUUGCUGAUCCCUGCUCUUUGGCUUGCCAAUUGGAAGGUCGGUGGUUUGAAUCCCCAUGACGGGGUGAGCUCCCAUUGCUCUGUCCCAGCUCCUGCCAACCUAGCAGUUUGAAAGCACACCAGUGCAAGUAGAUAAAUAGGUACCGCUCCGGCGGGAAGGUAAACAGCAUUUCCGUGCGCUCUGGCACUCGUCACGGUGUCCCGUUGCUCCAGAAGCGGUUUAGCCAUGCUGGCCACAUGGCCCGGAAAACUGUCUGUGGACAAACGCCGGCUCCCUCAGUCUGAAAGCGAAAUGAGCUCCGCAACCCCAUAGUCACCUGUGACUGGACUUAACCAUCCAGGGGUCCUUUACCUUUACUUUGCACAUAUAAGUUUACGGAGGACAUGUUUUUUCCUGGGGGGAAAGUUUGUUUGUUUGUUCAUUGCAGGCCCAGUUGCACUGCCAUGCCUGCCAGUAGUGGCUAAAUGUAAGGUGUGAUAAAUAAACUCAAGCAGACAAUGGUCUGGAUUAGAAAGGGCCACAACUUUAUUGAGUACAGAUGUAGGUGGAUAUUUGGCUCAGGCCCCCACAGAAAAAAUAAAAGUAAUUAUUUAAUUUUUUUAAGGUAAGGAAACUCAGUCCCCCCCCCCCCCCCAGUUCCUGCUAAAAUGAACAACAACCCUGAUUUUAUUUCCCUUUCCUUCACUUGUUCUGGACCUUAUCUCGCUUCAUGUUGUUAGCUAACUACCCCUAUGUGGGGGAGGGAAAGGAAUUUCCUUCACAUCUGAAGGGAGGGCGUUCCACAGGGCGGGUGCCACUACUGAGAAGGCCCUCUGCCUGGUUCCCUGUAACCUCACUUCUCGCAGGGAGGGAACCGCCAGAAGGCCCUCGGCGCUGGACCUCAGUGUCCGGGCUGAACGAUGGGGGUGGAGACGCUCCUUCAGGUAUACUGGGCCGAGGCUGUUUAGGGCUUUAAAGGUCAGCACCAACACUUUGAAUUGUGUUCGGAAACGUGUCCAAGACCAGGCUACCUCAUUUUGUCUUGCUUCUCCUCCGUAGUGGUUACGAGGGCCUCAUAGACUGCCUGUUGGCAUCUCUGCCCAAAGGGACUGUGCAGUUUGACAAGCCGGUGAGGACAGUUCACUGGAAUAGUUCCUGCUUGGAAGAGGCUCCCGCAGGCCGAACCUUCGGAGUCCAGGUGGAAUGUGAAGAUGGCGAGAAGUUCUUCGCAGACCAUGUCAUCGUCACCAUGCCUCUAGGUGAGAUUUCCUUGGCUUUCUGAUUGUGUGGCGAGUUCCCGCCCCCCACCAGGAUAAAUAAAGACACGAGACACCAUGGUUUAAGGUUAAAUGGGCGAAUUAGGCCACAACUUUAUUGAAUUCAGGAAUGAGAGGCAUUGGCUUAGGCAUUGGUCCUAACGACUAUCCGGCUCCAGCCCAUUUGCUGGAGACACGGGGAAGGGUUAACACUAUAUCGGGGGAGUCUCCCGCCGAAGCACGUCGACUAGGAGCUCCCCCGGGUCACCGCUCGGGGGCGUGCCUUUGGCCCACACCUCCAUAGGCUUCGGACAGGGCCACGCCCCCCGGAGUCCUUUAACGGACCACCCUUCGCUCACUGGGGGGAGGUGAUGGCAUUCCUCCCCCCCCACAUCCUCUUAACCCCUUCUUACCAAUGCCUACCGCCACACGAGCAUUCGCUCGCCGCCAAUACUCUCAUGCCUGAAACCAAUCCCUUACCCCCUUUGCUAUAUCAGUCAGCCACAUGUCGUUUCCCGCAUCUGAAAGAUGCACGCCAUCAAGCCGGUAGAGGGCCUUACGGUUGCCCGGGUGGUCAUGGUUGGCAUUCAUCGCAUCUUUCUGGGUAUGAAGUGAGCUUCAAAGACAUUUGGGCUGAGGAGAGGAUCAUCUGAGAGGCGCUAGACAAGGGAGUCUCUCUCCAAACACUGAGCAGAGUUUCUUCAGUUCUGAAUGUGAGACAGCCUUUGAAAUUUGUUUUUCUCUCCAGAACUCUUAGCUCUGAUUCCAACCAUCGGUUUAGCAGCAGGUAGUCUCAUGUGGAGGAGCCCCCAUCCCAUUUCUGCAUGCAAGGAUCUGAACAGCAGUAAAUGGAUCUAACAAAUGAUUGUUUGACUUUAACUGCUUGUCCUUCCUCUCAACCCCACACUCUUGCCGCCAGGUCAAUUUAGGAAAUCUUCCCAGGCUCCCAUCUUCAAAGCCUCUCCCCUUGCCAUGCCCUUGCAAGCCUGGCACACACAAAAACACACCCGUGAAAUUUUGCCCCUGGAUGAAAUGAGCUUUGCAAGUCUUCUUGAUUGCUUGGACGGGGUGGGGGGGUGUGCACUUGUGGGUAGAGAGAACAAUAAUAAUAAUUUUAUUAUUUGUACCCUGCCCAUCUGACUGGGUUGCCCCAGCCACUCUGGGCAGCUUCCAACAUAUAUGAAAAUAUAAUAAAACAUUACACGUUAAAAAACUUCCCUAUAAAGGGCUGCCUUCAGAUGUCUUCUAAAAGUCAGAUAGCUGUUUAUUUCCUUGACAUCUGAUGUGAGGGCGUUCCACAGGGAGGGCGCCACUACCAAGAAGGCCCUCUGCCUGGUUCCCUGUAACCUCACUUCUCGGAGUGAGGGAACCGUCAGAAGGCCCUCGGUGCUGGACCUCAGUGUCCGGGCUGAAUGAUGGGGGUGGAGACGCUCCUUCAGGUAUACUGGACCGAGGCCAUUUAGGGCUUUAAAGGUCAGCACCAACGAUGCUGUGGGUUAAACUACAGAGCCUAGGACUUGCCGAUCAGAAGGUCAGUGGUUCGAAUCCCCACAACGGGGUGAGCUCCCAUUGCUCAGUCCCUGCUCCUGCCAACCUAGCAGUUUGAAAGCGCGUCAGAGUGCAAGUAGAUACAUAGGUACUGCUCUGGCGGGAAGGUAAACGGCGUUUCUGUGUGCUGCUCUGGUUUGCCAGAAGCGCCUUAGUCAUGUUGGCCACAUGACCCGGAAUCUGUACGCCGGCUCCCUUGGCCAAUAAAACGAGAUGAGCAUCGCAACCCCAGAGUCGGUCACGACUGGACCUAAUGGUCAGGGGUCCCUUUACCUUUACCAACACUUUGAACUGUGCUCGGAAACGUACUGGGAGCCAAUGUAGGUCUUUCAGGACCGGUGUAAUAUGGUCUCGACUGCCACUCCCAGUCAGCAGUCCAGCUGCUACAUUAUGGAUUAGUUGUAGCUUCCGAGUCACCUUCAAAGGUAGCCCCACGUAGAGCGCAUUGCAGUAGUCCAAGUGGGAGAUAACCAGGGCAUGUACCUACUGAACGAAGGUAGAAUUUGCACCAGCUUCUUUGCUCAGUUUUACCUCAGGCAUAUUUGUUCCCCAGAAGGUUGCCAGAAGGGAAUGAGUCUGUUGGGCGGAAAAGGUUCCCUGCCCUUGAUCUUGUGGCGUUCUUGCUUAUGGCUUCACAGGGAGACCCACCCCUCUAAGUCAUGGCUUGUUUUCCAGCAGCAGGAACUUGGUCGGUAACAAAUCCAGAACUCUUCUGUAAAUCCUAUGGGGAGAUGAUUCCCCCCCCCCCCCAGUGCUUACUAAAGCAUUUGUACAGUCUGGUCCUGGGCACAUUCCCCCAAAGUCUGUUCUUUUACUAAUCUCUGUCAUGUCUUUUCCUUCUCCCUAGGUUUCCUCAAAGAACACGGCGAAACCUUUUUUAACCCGCCGCUUCCGUCCCGGAAGGUGGCUGCAGUUGAAAAGCUGGGCUUUGGGACAAACAACAAAAUCUUUGUGGAAUUUGAGCAGCCGUUCUGGGAGGCGGACUGUCAGAUGGUUGAGGUGGUGUGGGAUGGAGAAUCGCCCCUGGCUGAGCCACCCGCCGACUUGGAGGCUAUUUGGUACCAGAAGAUUGCUGGCUUUGUUGUUCUCCAUCCGACAGAGAGGUACAUGGGAAAGACAGACUGGAAUGGGUUGCAUGAACAAGUCAUUUGAAGAAGUGUGCAUGCACACGAAAGCUCAUACCAAUAACAAACUUAGUUGGUCUCUAAGGUGCUACUGGAAGGAUUUAUUAUUGUUGUUUUGUUUUGUUUUGUUUUGUUUUGUUUUGUUUUGUUUUGUUUUGUUUGAACACAGGAAGCUUAUCACAUGCAGAUCAGGCAAACAAGUUGGGUCUUUGCAUUAAACCAGGGUGGAUUUGAUUUAAAUCAAUUUGAUUUAAAUCACCAUUUAAAUCACUAGUCAGUAAGACUUAAUUUAAAUCAUUUUUUUUUACAGAAAGACUCAUUCUUGCUGGUAUAAUCUUAAUAUUUACAACCAGAGGGAGGUUUCAUUUUUGGAAUAAUAAAUUUUCAGAGUAGUUUUUACAGUUACAUCAGAAAUUACUGAUUUGGUUAUACUAUUAGAAAUACAUAGACAGAUAAUUAUGACAUUAUUGUGAGGUUUAAUAAGUUAACUGUUUAUAUUUGGACAACUUUUGUGCUGUACUUUAUUGGAAGGAGAAAAAUAAUCAUUUCCUGAAUAACAAUUUAAACAAUUUAUUUAACUCAAGCAAUAACAUUAUUGCAUAUGUAUCCAUGUUUGUUAACGACGUGGUUAAACUUUUUUUAAAAAAAAUAAAAUAAAAACUUAGACUGAGUUUUAGCACACAUGAAAAACUUAAAAGAAAUCCUUAUUUCCUGAUGAAAAGCCUUUGGACUAUAAUGUAACUUAAAUAGAAAACUAUCUUUAGAAAGAUUUUUCCUCCAAAAGCAUUUUAUUUUAAAAAUCUGAUUUAAAUUUUUAAAAAUUGUUUUAAAUUAAAAAAAUCUGAUUUUUCAAAAAAAAAAAGUUAAAUCCACCCUGCAUUAAAUUGAUGUGGGGUUAUCAGCAGACGUUUGGGCAGCAUUUCUAUGGCUGCUGAGAUAUGCAAACAAAAAUAUAGAAAGAAAGAAUCUAAAAAAGGCGAUGCAGAUGUCUUUGGCAGGACUCAGGAGAGCUAGACCCUCCCUGGACCUCAGAGCUCCUGACCUCUAGCCUGGAUGACUUGAUUACACAAAUUUGUUGGAAAAAAAUCAGAUAUGCCAAAUGAAUUCUUUACACCAAAGAAGUGGUACUCGUGUAUGAGGGGUUAUUUCAAGAGGACAAAUAGCUCAGUCUGUAGAGCAUGAGACUCUUAUGGGUUGUGGGUUCGAGUCUCAUGUCGCAUGAAAGAUUCCUGCAUUGCAGGGGGUUGGACUAGAUGACCCUCGGGGUCUCUUCCAGCGCUACAGUUCUGUGAUUCUAGGAGCUGUGUUAAAUAGCAGUAACUAAGCAAGUGGUUUUUAUCUUACUGAUUAAAUAGUAGCAGUGCACCAAAACCCACUAGUGCUCAGGAAAGAACCCCAAUAGUGUUAAGUUGUGGGUGAACAUAUCAGACGACACAGUGAUUCUUCAAACAGCUCUUGUUUAUUCAGAGGCCAGAACAGAACUGAGCUGAAGGUCUCAGUCAGCCUGCUUAUAUAGAGCUCCAGUACAACGUUACUGUAACAACUUUCUAAAACUAUCCAAUCACUGAACGUCACUUUCGAUCCUUCAUUUGCAUAACUAUCUACAGUACCCCCCUGCUGGCCCAGGGUGAGAACUUCAGUACAUAACAAAUAGGAACUUCAGUCCAAAGCUACAGAAACGUCAACAAGAAUAAUUAAAAAUUUUGUGCUUUCUAUCUUGUAUUUUUGUGUUGCGAACCACCCUGGGAUCUAUGGAUGAAGGGUGGUAUGCAAAUUUUUAAAAUAUAUAAGAAUCAACUCCAUACAAUUUGACAGAAAAAUGGCCAGCACACCACCAAUAAUAAAAAUUAUCUGGGAAACUCUAAGCCACUUAGGCUGGGCGCUGUCCUCUUAGGUAAAUUGCUCUAAAUUAUUGGGGAAACUGUUAGAAUAGCUAAGAAUAAAGUGUGUGUAUGAACAUACAGCAUUGAAAUCUACUUUCAUAAAUCUACCACUUCCAAAAAAAUGGAUUUUUAUGAAGAUGAAACUAAUAGGACCAGCAUCUGUGGACUCUAAAAAGCCUUUCUCCUUUUACCAUACCAGAUACGGACAUAUCUUAUGUGGUUUCAUUGCUGGGAAAGAAGCUGAAUUCAUGGAAACCCUCACAGACGCAGAAGUCCUUUCUGCAUUAACAGAAGUAUUUCGUAGAGCAACAGGUACGCAUGACUUCUUAGCUGUUCGCAAGCGUCGGAACAAGGGGUGCAAAAAUGCGUUAUUCUGUUAAAACCGCUGGCCUAAGUUUUGCAAAAUGUCUCUUAGUUUUGUAUAAUAAUAAUAAUAAUAAUAAUAAUAAUAAUAAUAUAUUAUGUAUACCCCCCCAUCUGGCUGGGUUUCCCCAGCCACCCUGGGCAGCUUCCAGCAAAAUACUAAAAUACAAUAAUUCAUCAAAUAUUAAAAGCUUCCCUAAACAGGGCUGCCUUCAGAUGUCUUCUAAAAAUCAGAUAGUUGUUUAUUUCUUUGACAUCUGAUGGGAGGGUGUUCCACAGGGCGGGUGCCACUACCAAGAAGGCCCUCUGCCUGGUUCCCUGUAACCUCACUUCUCGCAGUGAGGGAACCGCCAGAAGGCCCUCGGAGCUGGACCUCAGUGUCCGGACUGAACGAUGGGGGUGGAGACGCUCCUUCAGGUAUACUGGGCCAAGGCUGUUUAGGGCUUUAAAGGUCAGCACCAACACUUUGAACUGGGCUUGGAAACGUACUGGGGGCCAAUGUAGGUCUUUCAAGACUGGUGUUAUAUGGUCUCGGCGGUCACUCCCCAUCACCAGUCUAGCUGCUGCAUUCUGGAUUAGUUGUAGUUUCCGGGUCACCUUCAAAGGUAGCCCCACGUAUAGCGCAUUGCAGUAGUCCAAGCGGGAGAUAACCAGAGCAUGCACCACUCUGGUGAGACAGUCUGCGGGCAGAUAGGGUCUCAGCCUGCGUACCAGAUGGAGCUGGUAAACAGCUGCCCUGGAUACAGAAUUGACCUGCGCCUCCAUGGACAGCUACGAGUCCAAAAUGACUCCCAGGCUGCACACCUGGUCCUUCAGGGGCACAGUUACCCCAUUCAGGACCAGGGAGUCCCCCACACCUGCCCACCCUGUCUCCCCAAAACAGUACUUCUGUCUUGUCAGGAUUCAACCUCAAUCUGUUAGCCGCUAUCCAUCCUCCAACCGCCUCCAGACACUCACACAGGACCUUCACUGCCUUCACUGGUUCUGAUUUAAAAGAGAAAUAGAGUGUCAAGAAGGUGCCCAAUAGAUUUUCCUAACCUAUCUUCUCUGAAAACUAGGUAUUUAUGGCCAAGAUAUUCUCUACUUUUGAGAAUGCAGGCUGAAAGGUUUAGGAGUUUGAGGUGAAAAAGUGACUGACAAGAUGAUCUACUCUAUGUUAUCCUGAGAUGGGUGGUCCUCAGUUGUACCGGGGAGGUGGGUGCAGCUUCAUUGAAACUCCCUAAAACCAGGCUCAGGUGGUUUUUAAUUGCAGAACUGAGGGGCUCAACAGCCAAUCACAACCCAUGCUUUAUGCCUGGAAACGCUUUGGCUGUUGCUGAGGCUCAUGGGAGUUGGAGUCCAACAACAUUUGGAGGGACCCUCAGGUUCCCUUGCCCCUGCUAUACAUAAUUCCUAGGUCCCUGUUUUUCUUUGAAUUGUCAAAUCUCAGUUAAACCUGAUGAAGCCGAAGUAGUCUGUUCUCACUGGAAGAACCGCUUUAGUUCAGGUUUGGUGCUGCUUUAGAUAAGGUAAAGGUGCUGCUUUAGAAAAGGUAAAGGACCCCUGAUAGUUAAGUCCAGUCACAAAGAACUCUGGAGUUGCGUCGCUCAUCUCACUUUACUGGCCAAGGGAGCUGGUGUUUGUCCGCAGACAGUUUCCGGGCCAUGUGGCCAGCAGGACUAAGCCGCUUCUGGCGAAACCAGAGCAGCACACGGAAAUGCCGUUUACCUUCCCGCCAGGGUGGUACCUAUUUAUCUACUUACACACUGACGUGCUUUCGAACUGCUAGGUUGGCAGGAGCUGGGACCGAACAACGGGAGCUCACCCCGUCACGGGGAUUCAAACUACCGACCUUCCGAUCGGCAAGCCCAAGGCUCAGUGGUUUAGACCACAGCACCAACCGCAUCCCUUGCUGCUUAUCUAGCCAUGUCCCAGUGUCCUGGGUAAAUUGGCUGAAGUGGCUUGCUUAACACAGCCAUCUCGUGAUGUUAAAGGUACAGUGGUACCUCGGGUUAAGAACUUAAUUUGUUCCGGAGGUCUGUUCUUAACCUGAAACUGUUCUUAACCUGAAGCACCUCUUUAGCUAAUGGGGCCUCCUGCUGCCGCUGCACCGCCGGAGCCCAAUUUCUGUUCUCAUCCUGAAGCAAAGUUCUUAAUUUCUGGGUUAGCGGAGUCUUUAACCUGAAGUGUAUGUAACCACUGUACUUCAUUUGAAAUCGGGGCUAGCAGGCAAGAUACUCACCCGCUCUCUGUGCACUUGGGUCAGGAAAUCCACAACUUGCUCCUCCGAGGAACAUCCUGCGCUCAAAAUGGUACAACGAGCCUUACACCAAAGGAUCCUACAGUUACGUGGCUGUUGACAGCUCCGGAGAUGACAUAGAUGCCCUUGCUCAGCCCCUUCCCAAAGACACAUCUGAUUCCAAGGUAACCCAUUCUGGAUUCCUGGCUGUAUUGGAGUUUGUCUCUCAGUAUCUAUCGGAACGUCCACAAGCCACAACACACACCCUGUGUUUGUUUGUUUGUUAUUGAAUUUAUAUAACGUCUUAUCAGAACGUCCACAAGCCCCAACGCACACCCUGUGUUUGUUUGUUUGUUUGUUGAAUUUAUCUACCGCCCUAUACCCAGGGGGGUCUUAGGGUGGUUCACAAAAUAAAAUCAAGAUAUAAAACCACAAAAUUCAUAAUAAAAGCAACAACCCAAUUGCCCCCCGGCCAAAAAAACACACACCACAUUUUAAAAGGGCACAGGAUGUCAAUCAGAUCAACCAAAGGAACAUUUUUGCCUGGUGCCUAAAGGUGUAUAAUGAAGGCGCCAGGCAGACUUCCCUGGGGAGAGCAUUCCACAGAAGGGGAGCCACUGCAGAGAAGGCCCUGUUCUCGUGUUGCCACCCUCUGGACUUCUCCAGGAGGAGGCACAUGAAGGACGUUGCGUUAACAGAGACAUUGUUUGAUUUUCCAUGCCUCUUGACUUUUCUGCCUCCCACUAACGGGUUUUCACCCAAACAGGGCUAAACUAAUACUGCUAUUUCUUGUUGCAGCCGCCACAGGUUCUGUUUGCGGGAGAAGCUACACAUCGCACGUUCUAUUCGACUACUCAUGGUGCCUUGUUGUCAGGCUGGAGAGAAGCGGAUCGUCUCCUUGACAUCUACAAUAUGUCCGAAUCGCCACAUGCUGCAUUGUAAGCCAAAAGCUGAGAUAGCAGUGGUUUCUUUUCCUGCUCCCAAGUAAUCAUUAAAAAUGGUAUGUCAGUAUAACUACCGCCCCGGGCACCCAGUUUUUUUAAAAGAGAUAAAAAUGCCUUGGGGGAAUUAUUUUUCUCGAGUUGAUCACUGGAAUCACAGUUGCAAAACGACAUAGUUUCCACUGUGUGUAACAAAUAACAUCCAGUGUUAAUGAUUAGCUAACUCCCUGUUUUCUGGUCCUGGAAUAUAAUUUCUUGCCCUGAAAGCACUCAGCUGAAUCUUUGCAUUUGUUUUCUCAUACUGAGGCAGUGUAGUACUUCGUUAAAUUUUGUCGGUCUUCACACGAAAACAUCAAAGAGCCACUCAUCUCACGCCCCUCUCAAAACAGGUGCCUCAGAAUAGCUUAAACAAAUCUUACAUUUCCAGUCUGUUAUGUAUUUUAGUAUAUUGGGAGCAGGGCAUCCCUGUAGGGCAUGGGUAGACAAACUAAGGCCCGGGGGCCAGAUCCGGCCCAAUCGCCUUCUAAAUCUGGCCCAUGGACGGUCCGGGAAUCAGCAUGUUUUUACAAGAGUAGAAUGUGUCCUUUAAUUAAAAUGUAUCUCUGGGUUAUUUGUGGGGCCUGCCUGGUGUUUUUACAUGAGUAGAAUGUGUGCUUUUAUUUAAAAUGCAUCUCUGGGUUAUCUGUGGGGCAUAGGAAUUUGUUAUCCCCCCCCCCAAUAAAUAUAGUCCGGCCCCCCACAAGGUCUGAGGGACAGUAGACUGGCCUCCUGCUGAAAAAGUUUGCUGACCCCUGCUGUAGGGACCUGGGAACCAUGCAUCUUUAGGAGAGCAAGACACUGUGUUCAGUAAAGGUAAAGGUACCCCUGCCCGUACGGGCCAGUCGUGUCCGACUCUAGGGUUGUGCGCCCAUCUCACUUAAGAGGCCGGGGGCCAGCGCUGUCCGGAGACACUUCCGGGUCACGUGGCCAGCGUGACGAAGCUGCUCUGGCGAGCCAGCACCAGCGCAGCACACGGAAACGCCGUUUACCUUCCCGCUAUAAAGCGGUACCUAUUUAUCUACUUGCACUUAAGGGUGCUUUCGAACUGCUAGGUGGGCAGGAGCUGGGACCGAAAGACGGGAGCUCACCCUGCCGCGGGGACUCGAACCGCCGACCAUGCGAUCGGCAAGCCCUAGGCGCUGAGGUUUUACCCACAGCGCCACCCGCGUCCCACUGUGUUCUAUAGUCCCUGGCAAAUUGCAGUGGAAAGAACAGUAUUUUGACAAGUGAUGCUUUGGUCCCACGAAUAUAGAAGGCAAAGGACGUGGAAGGAGAAAAAGAUUCCUUGUCUUUUCAAAGUAGGGAGACUUUUGCUUCCCACUGUGUUAAACCUGCAGUUGAUAGAAAAUGCAGAGAAGACGGCAAGCUCUGGGGAAGUAUUAGUUGUUAAGAGGAAACAAGUUCGGAAGAUUAAGGAUGAGAGAAGUCUUGCGUUUUUGAGCAAAUGUGGAUCGAAUUAGAGCUAUAAACGUUUAGCAUGAAAUUAAACUGUUAGAAGCUACAAGCAAACAAAAGGUAGUCUCACACUGACGUUUUGAUGAUGCUUGAAAAGUUCCUUAGCAGGUUUUAUUUUUAAUUAAAAUGAACAAGAUUGUGCUCUACAAGUUACCUUUUGGAAGAGGCUGGUACCCAGCAUGAUGAGAUUUAAUAACCAAUAACUUCAACUCAUUAUUGAUCCUUCUCAGUGGCAGUGAAGGCGACAAAGACAUUCUUUGCUGCCUCCAUUGCAUCCUCAAUGUGCAUCCAACAGAGUUUUCCAGGGAGCACAGGGACUUUUAUGGUUGCACCUAAAGGAGGUGGUGGAACUGACAAUGGCUUGCUGAGCAAUGCAUUCUGCCGAUGUAGGUUAAUGCAGGGUUUGAUGGCGGUCAGACACAGUCUCAGAUUACUGACUCAUCACCUGCUACUGUGCUUUGUCUUCAUAGCAAUAAUUGCUGAAAAACCCUUAUUACAAAGAUGGCAGCAGCACAGAUAUUGCUUCACCAGCAGACUCAGGAUACUCAAUGAUAACUCAGUAAUUUUGGUCACAUGAAGCCAAAAUUUAGAUAACCUCGCCUCCAAAUAUUAAUAUUUGAAGGUCCUGUCUAUCACUUGUCAGUUCAGUGAGUUGCAUCUGUACAAAUACAGCUUUGUGACAUGAGUGCGAUGUCACUCAAACUUCUCUUUUUUUCCAGCAGGAAAGUAAUGGGGAAAUUUUGACUAAGCAAAUUUCAAAUCACCUUUGGCUUAACUAUUAACUAAGCCUGGUGGCAGAUUUGGUGACAGCUCAUCAAAAGGUCCUCGUACAUGGAGUUGUUUUGAGUGACUACUAUAGCUUGCCUCUGAUAUGUACAGUAGUUGCUGCUUUUGGUACCUGCACAUCAGAAGUGGGCAGUUGUAGUCAAAACAACUGUUCCUGGAUCUGCUGUCUGCUGUCAGAAAGAGUUUCCCAAGACUUGAGCCUUUCCGACACUCAGUUACUGGUGUCAAUAAAACAACAGGUUUGAAAAGGUAUUUGUCAUACCGGUUAAGGAUUAAAGCAGUACAGUAGUACCUCGGUUUAUGAACUUAAUCCGUUCCGGAAGUCCGUUCUUAAACCAAAACCAUUCUUAAACAGAGGCGUGCUUUCCCUAAUGAGGCCUCCUGCCAUUGGUGCCCUUCCACUGUUCGGAUUCCGUUCUUAGACUGAAGUAAAGUUCUCAAACCAAGACACUAUUUCCAGUUUUGCAGAGUUUGUAAACCAAAUCGUUCUUAAACCGGACUGUUCUUAAACCGAGGUAGCUCUGUUAUGAUUUUGGGUUGGCUUAUAUAGCCUGCGACCCACUUGUAUGCGCUUUGUGACUCACAGGAAACACUAGCCUAGAGGUUAAAUUGUGCUCCCCACUGUUCACCCAUAAAAUCAAAGUUACAGCAUUGCACUUCUCAUCGUUAAAGCGCUGUCAUAUAGUUCGUAUUCCUCUUGCCAUGUUUGCUCUGUUAAAAGUACGCUACAGUAGUGAGGAAGAAGGUUAAGACCCAUCGCUAGUGGGGUUUACCAGGAUGAGAGAGACUGACAUUGGCAUUGGACAGACAUAAUGGCACUCACAGAUAAAGCACUUGCCUGUGUGUUGUGUACAUGCUCCAUCAAACAUCAGCGCACUUAGCAUAUGGGGCAGCUACCUCUACCUUCAUCUGAGCAUCUUAUGCAUGACCAAGCAGGUUACCUGUGACUUCUGUUGCUUUUGUUUUGCCCCAAACAGAGCGGUUCUAGGGAUUACAGCACAGAAUUAGCCGGGCUAGAAUCAGGAUGUUGCCCAAAACUUAACAGCAGUUUACACAGGAAGCGGAGGGAACAUUAUUAGAAUUGCACCAGGUGGCAACAAGGCAACUCAAGAGGACAACCAAGUUUCCCACAGAAAGAAUGUCCAAAAAGAUUUCUUUCCCCACCCCAGACCUUUAAUCACAGAUCUUGCAGGCGCUUUUCCUCAAGGUGGGUGCCGCUGCCCUGUUGAGAGGCUGGGCCAAGACCUGUCCGUUGUGCCGGCUCGUGUUGGCAGAAGGCACAGAGAGCUGCUAGUACCAGUUGGUGCAGGAGAUGAGAUAGCGGACGUCAUCCAGCAUGUCUAGGAGCCAGCCUGUGCGCUGGCUGGGGCCCCUUUCUCGCUCUCCACUGGGGGAAGCUGGUGGCAGUGGUGUCGGGAUGUGAACGGCAUGUUCCUCGACGGGCACCUUUGCAACCUCCACAGCUGGAAUCUCCACAGCUGGAAUCUCCACAGCUGGAAGCUCCACAUCUGGAACGUCCGCAGCUGCAACGUCUGCAGCUGCCUCUUCCUGGGGGUCCCCCGAUGGUGCCUCUUCACUGCUCAUUCUGAGGUUGGGGACAGAAAGAAACUUUGGAUUAGGCACAGCUUGGUUGUUGCUUAGCUGUACUUGGGCACCUCUAUGGUGAAAGCCCUAUAAGCCACCAUUCGAAAUUGUAUGUGUGUGUUUGUGUAUUAAUUUUAAAUUAAAUUUUGCAAUUUACAUUUCAAAAUAUUCAUUUAAACAACCUUAAAUCAAUGACUUCUUCUCUUUCCAUGGUUCAUUUUGCAUACCAUACAUCCCUGCAUAUUUUACAUGAAUUAAACCAUUCGGUGAUCCAUUGUUACGUCCAUCAAAAUUCAUUUACACUGUUGAAUUUAUCUUAAUGCUACCAGUGUUUUAAAAUAAACACAAUUUCCACCCAUAUAAUCAGU